AUGUUACAAUUUCCAAAGACACACUCCCAUAUAGGUGCGUUGUCUGGGACAUAGUGGGAGAGAGAGAGAGAGAGAGAGAGUGUGCGUGUGUGUGAGUAAGGGAGUAAAGCCUAGAGUGAGAGAAGCAGAUAAGAAAGCAAGAACAGAAUGGGAAGAACCACUUCUUGUUUCAAAAUAAUCACAUGCGGUGGCAAUUCAGCUGACAAAGAUGAUCUUCAAGUUCCUGAGAACAAGAGUUCAAGCGACAAGCGUGGAUGGAGUUUCCGGAAGAGAUCUGCCCGUCAUCGAGUUCUCAGCAACACUGUCAUCACGGAAGCCCCUUUUUCUGCAAAUAAGGAGAGCUCAGAAUCUGCCAGUCUCAACUUCCAAUUACCAGAUACGACUUCUGUUCCAGAGAAGAUCUCUGUGAUACAAUCUACUGAUGAGAAACCUCAGUUGACCUUUGCAGACUCAAAAGAAUCUGAGACUAUUGUUGUCACUAAGGAUGAAAGUGAAGUUGAAGCCCCACUUGAAGAGUCUAUUGUUGUAGUCAUACAGGCUGCUGUCAGAGGGUUUUUGGCCCAGAGAGAACUCCUCAAGCGAAAGAAUUUAGUCAAGUUGCAAGCUGUUGUACGUGGGCACUUGGUCCGGCAGCAUGCUGUUGGAACCUUACGAUGUGUACAAGCUAUUAUCAAAAUGCAAGCACUUGUCCGUGCUCGCCGUGCUCGUUUGUUGCAAGAGGGGUCAUCUACAGAAAAGAAGAUAGAUGGGAAGCAUGAGAAGGCUAUUUCAAAGACUUUGGGGAAGGAAAAUUCAGUGAAGAAACCCGAUGUAACUUAUACUUCCAUUGAGAAGCUGCUUAGCAAUGGGUUUGCUCGUCAGCUAAUGGAAUCAACACCAAAGUCGAGGCCUAUUCACAUCAAGUGUGAUUCUUCAAAACCAAGUUCUGCUUGGAAUUGGUUGGAGAGGUGGAUAUCCGUUUCAUCAGCAGCACCAACACCACAACCAAAUUUAAAGACUGAGGAGGUGGAAAGAGAGAAUAAGGAUGAGAAUCUAUUUACUGUAGCAGAAACUGCAGUUCCAUCUGAAGGUUUUUCUGAGUUAGCAGAUUCUAAGUCCAAUAAGGAAACAGUUCUACCAUCAGAAACUGAUGAGAAUCAGAUAACUUAUGAUGCAGAUGACUCUAAGUUUCAGCAACACCAUCCGACCUCUUCUUUAUUAGGGGAUAAUUCAGUUCAGCCCCAGUUCAAUACCAUUAGUACAUCUACAUCUGAUGCAAAAGAGUCCUCAAUAGACAUAAAAUCUCUUCCAAAUCAAAAUAUGCAAUCUAAUGAAAAUUAUCAAAUGGAAAUUAAUUCUCAUUUUCAUAAGGCAGAAAUAGAAGGUGAAGAAACUGAUCAACCCAAGCGUUCUAUGAAAAGGAAUGCCUCUGAACAACUGGAGACUGAAGGAAAGAGGUUUGUAUUUGGGUCAAGAAAAAUUGGCAAUCCUGCAUUUAUCGCCGUCCAGUCCAAAUUCGAGGAGCUAAGUUCAACAGCUAAUUCAAAUAAAUCAUUCAGUUUGUCAUAUCAGGAUGGUGCAGUUGAAUCGAACAUGGACACAAUUUCAUCUGGUGCAGACACUGUGGUGAGAACAAAGGAGCUCAACCUGGUAGGAAACUCAGUUCCUAAUAAUUUGAGGGGUCAAUGUGGUGACUCUGAAUGUGGUACUGAACUUUCUGUUACUUCAACUCUUGAUUCACCUGAUAUAUUUGAAGUUGGAGCAACAGAAUAUGAGCAUGAAGCAAAAUCUUCAGAGAAAGAAACUUACAACCGUAACAGCACAAUAGAUGUAGUUGUGGAAGCUAAGGAUGUACCUACAGAUCCUGUGUCAAAUCCGUUUGACUAUUUAAUGGUUCAGCCUGAGAAACUUGAUACUGUGAAAGAUGAAUCCGUGGAUUCAGUUGUAGCUGCAGACUCCUUGCAUGUAGAGUUGAAGCCUGAAAGAAGUGCUUCUGAUGUCCAAAGAGAACUGUACUCUGAGACAGGUGGUCCUGCAUAUAGGUCAUCCCCAGAAGCUUCUCCAAGAAGCCAUAUGACUGUUCCAGAAUCCCAAGGAACACCUUCUAGUCAGGUUUCCGUGAAACCUAAAAGGAACAGAAGUGACAAGAGUGCUUCCAGCCAAAAACGCAAAUCUCUUUCAGCAGGUAAGAGAUCUCCAUCAAAUCCAAAUCAUGAUUCUGGUGCAAGAAGUAGUAUGGAACAAUUGCCUAAAGAUCAAAAGAAUGGGAAGAGGCGCAAUUCUUUUGGUUCAAGUAGGCCUGAUAACACUGAUCAAGAAGCUAGAGAUAGUAGCAGUAGUAGUUCUCUCCCUCAUUUCAUGCAAGCAACUGAAUCAGCAAGAGCCAAGAUCCAGGCAAAUAAUUCGCCUAGAUCAAGCCCAGAUGUGCAUGACAGAGAGUACAUCAAGAAGAGACAGUCUUUACCUGGUUCAAAUGGACGGCAGAGUUCUCCCUCCAUCCAGCGGUCAUUGUCUCAAGCACAGCCUGGUACGAAGGGAAAUGGCAGCCAUGUAGUUCAUGAGAAAAAAUGGCAGAGGUGAAUCGAAUUCCAAGUUGAUUGCGUGCAAGAUGAUGGUCCUUCACCAGAAAGAGAAAACUCGAUUGUUGAUCCACUGACAGGUUUUCUUCACCUCCAUUGCAUUUUAGUCAGGUGGUUGACCUCCGGAGUUCGAUGGGUAACUAUAUAUAUAUAGAACUUGUAUAAGGUUUUCUUGUAUAUUAUCAGUAUCUACCUAAAGAAGUUUAUAUAUUUUUCUUCUUGUCUGUGUUGGAGAUAUGGCUGGGUGCUUGUUGAAUAUCGUUUUGUGUGAUUUAUUGAGGCUUUUUAAACGUGUCUGUUUAGAGUUAUAUGUCUGGAAUUUAGACGGUAACUCUGGAAUGGAAAGCUUCAAUAUGUUGCCUCUGGUUUUGCUAAUAAAUUCUUUAUUUCCUUCUGUUGCU
This is a messenger RNA of Jatropha curcas, 2959 nucleotides long. RefSeq names its product IQ-domain 32 (gene IQD32). NCBI's taxonomy places the organism in Eukaryota, Viridiplantae, Streptophyta, Magnoliopsida, Malpighiales, Euphorbiaceae. The record is from RefSeq and is a predicted model, not a curated record. Gene Ontology annotation, molecular function: protein binding.